Seriola aureovittata is the source of this 657-nucleotide messenger RNA. RefSeq names its product CD59 glycoprotein-like. The record is from RefSeq and is a predicted model, not a curated record. The transcript is spliced from 4 exons. NCBI's taxonomy places the organism in Eukaryota, Metazoa, Chordata, Actinopteri, Carangiformes, Carangidae. The coding region runs from base 100 to 459 and encodes 119 amino acids.
AGUGCCCUGGUGGGGAACAACACAGGUCACCUGGUCUCAUCCUCCCUCCUCGCGCCGUGUGGCCGCUGCUCUGAACCGAAGGUUUGUCCCUGAGACGACAUGAAGCGCUGCCUCGGACUCCUGCUGCUGCUGCUCUGGUGUGGGAUGCUGCAGCCGGGAGCUGCACUUCGCUGCUAUAAGUGCUCUGAUUACACCGGGCGCUGUGAGAAGGUCCAGGACUGCACGUAUGAAGACUCCUGUCUCACUCUGAGUGAAAAAGGUGGGAAGACCAUCCGUCAGUGUAUCAGGUACACGGACUGCGACAUCUCCCGCCUCGGCCUGAUGUUCCCGUCCAUCUCCAGCUUCACCUACCGCUGCUGCAGCAGCAACCUGUGCAACUCCAGCAACGGCGUUACCACGGCAACGCCCAUCCUGGCCCUGCUGGGAUCCCUGCUGACUGUGUGCUGGUCCUGGAUGUGAAGUCAUGGAGGAUAACAACCUGCAGCAGUUAUAAAGUUAACACGAGCUAAACGGAUGCUGUUGUUCUGUCGCCUGUUUCACUUCCUGCCUCUCAGGUCACAUGUCAAAUUAAUUAAUUCACUUCUUCAACUUGUUUUGCUAAUUUGCAUUUCAGUACUUUUAUAUCAUCUUAAAAAUAAAUACAAAAGAAGAAAAGUU